Molecule: messenger RNA, 2737 nt
Organism: Apis cerana (Asiatic honeybee)
Lineage: Eukaryota; Metazoa; Arthropoda; Insecta; Hymenoptera; Apidae
Source: RefSeq, a predicted model, not a curated record
AAUAUAAAAUAUAAAUAAUACAUAUAUAUAUAUAUAUAUAUAUAUAUAUAUAAAAUGCAAUAUAAUGUAAAAAUAGCCAUUAUAUAAAAUGGCCAUAUUUGAGUAUAUUUAAAAUUUUUUUUUAGAAUUUUUUUUUUCUACAGAAUGAAAAUAUGUAAUACAAUAUCAUUGUUAGUUAUCAUUGUUAGUUAUCAAUACAUAUCAUCAUAUAUAUUUAUCGUAUCGAUAUCUUCUAUAUCUGAUAAAAGAAAAAAUAAAAAAAAAAAAGAAGUGGUUGCUGUUUCAUAGUUUUACUAUAAUUAUCGUUUCAAAUUAUCUAUUUUGCUCGUAUCAAAUAAUAAAUGAUAGUUGAUUAAUAAAAGGAAAAAAAAAGGAAAAAGAAGAAACGAAUCUGCAGACAUAUGUAUAUAUAUAUAUAUAUAUAUAUAUAUAUAUAUAUAUAUAUAUAUAUUUAUAUUAUAUAUAUAUAUAUUUUCAACGAAGAUUAUGUCGAAAUUUCAAUGAAUCCUCAUCUGAUGUUCAUAUAUAAGAAAAAUAUAUUUUUCGACAAUUGUUCGAUGUAAAUACAUAGAAUAGAACAGAAAAUUUUCGAAGUUUAAAUCGGUGCAAGCCGAUAUGUAAUGUGUUUCUCGAAGUUCUUCUCUCUUAUCCUCGAUUCAGAUAAAAAAAAAAAGAAAAAAGGAUAUAUAUAAAUUCUUACGUGUUCUUAUCCCGUUCAAUUCGAACGAGAAAAUAUAUUAUUGUUGAAAAUGCAUUAAUCUAUUGAAUAAUAGAUCGGUAAAUAAUUUUUGAAUGAUAUAAGAUGUAUUAUAUGAAAAAAAAAAAAAAAAGGAAAUUAAAGGAUGUUUCUUAUAAUGUUUUUUUUAAAUAAUGUCACACAACAUGAAACACAUAGUUUAAAUAUUAUAUUUGUUAACAUGAAAUUUGAUUUCUAAGAAGAAACAUUCUUUUUUGAUUCAUAAGAUAAGCAGAUUUUUUUCUAUUUGCCAACAAAAAGAUAAUUCGAUUGAUUGACGCGACAAAAGAGUGAAAACAGAUAAAGAAGAACAAGAAAUUAGCGAUACCUGAUUUUUAUGUAUGCGUUGAUCGCAUAUUAUCGAGGUAGAGAUAUUGAUUAAAGGUAUCUAUUCAGAUAAGGGUAAAGGUUUCCCUGAUAAGCUUUACAAAGAGUAUUUCUACUUCAUCAAGUUUUGCAGCACUCGCGAAUGAACGCUCGAAAUAUCAACGUGAAUCAAGUGACGAAAUCAAAAAACACGACGAUGCAAAAAUUUUUGAUAAUAUUGCUGACCAUCGGCCUCGUUUCUCUACAAUCCGGGGCCGCGCUCAAGUGUAGAGUAUGCAAGGGAAAUUGUACCGAUUUACAAAAUCAAAAUCAAGUCUCAGUGGAAACAUGUAAAGCAGAUGUAAAGCCUCCUGAAGAAUCAUCGACCGUAACAUCGAGCCCAGAAACAUCGAGUCCAGAAUCAUCGAGCCCAACACCAUCGAGCCCAGGAUCAUCGAGCCCAACACCAUCGAGCCCAGAAUCAUCGAGCCCAGAAUCAUCGAGCCCAGGAUCAUCGAGUCCAGAAUCAUCGAGCCCAGGAUCAUCGAGCCCAGGAUCAUCGAGCCCAGGAUCAUCGAGCCCAGGAUCAUCGAGCCCAGGAUCAUCGAGCCCAGGAUCAUCGAGCCCAGGAUCAUCGAGCCCAGGAUCAUCGAGCCCAGGAUCAUCGAGCCCAGGAUCAUCGAGCCCAGGAUCAUCGAGCCCAACACCAUCAAGCCCAACACCAUCGAGCCCAACACCAUCGAGCCCAACACCAUCGAGCCCAACACCAUCGAGCCCAACACCAUCAAGCCCAACACCGUCAAGCCCAACACCAUCGAGCCCAACACCAUCAAGCCCAACACCAUCGAGCCCAACACCAUCGAGCCCAACACCAUCAAGCCCAACACCGUCAAGCCCAACACCAUCGAGCCCAACACCAUCGAGCCCAACACCAUCGAGCCCAACACCAUCGAGCCCAACACCAUCGAGCCCAACACCAUCGAGCACAACACCAUCGACCCCAACACCAUCGACCCCAACACCAUCAAGCCCAACACCAUCGAGCACAACAUCGAAGUCAAACAUAUUUGCUUUCAAUGAUAGAAAUGAGAGGAAGCGUAGAAGUUUGCUCGGCCGUUUUUCCUCAGAAAUAAAUGCACGCACAAAUGAUUCUGAUUUCCUUUGUUAUACUAUUAAAGAUCAAAACCACGAAAUCACGGAAAUGGGAUGUACUUCUGACAGUGAUAUUUGUAAAAAUACUGAAAACUGUGAAGUAUGUCGCGAAAAUGAAUGUAAUUCGGCAACAUCGAAUGCUGUUUUCGCUUCUAUGGUGUUCUCUUUAUCAGUAAUCAUAUUUUUCAUGAAAUAAAUAAAUUGUCAAUUUAUUUAUUCUAAAGCAUACUUUUUCGAAAAUCAAAGAUCGAUAUCAAUCGAUUUUCUUCGUUUUUUCGUGAUAAAUAUCGAUAUUUAAUCUAAAAAAGCAACAAAAUUUUAUAUAUCAUUAUUUAUAAUGUCAAGAUUCUAUGUUUGUAUCUAUAUUUGUAUUGGCCAAUAAAAACUUGUUUUAUGUUACCUAAAUUAAAUUCAAACUUAAUCAAACUAAAAAUUCCAUUUUUGUUUUAUGCUGUUUGAAUAUCAUAUCUGACAAAAUUAAUUGUAAAAUUUAUAAAUACAUAUGAUGAAUUUGAAAUAAAGACGUUGUAUUUUGUGUUAAAA